GUUGAGCAUUAAUCAACUUUAAAAGCCAUCCGUCAACCAUCUCGGGCCCCGAAACUUCUUACCUAAUAACUAUCAACAACCAACAACAACCAUGAAGCUCUCCGCCGCCGUCCUCUCUCUCUUCGCCGCCGCGUCCUGGGCGGCCCCCACGAGCAGCCCGCGCAGGUUCUCCGUCAUGGCCCUCCGUUCCGCCUCGCCCAUCCACUUUGCGACCGUCAGCGCGACCAAGAACCAGCUGGUGUUGAACCUGCCCGGGGACAAGGUCGACUCGCAGUGCGCCGACGGCGAGACCCACACCGCUGCCACCCUCUACAUCAAGGACGGCGAGCUGUUCCUCUACGGCCCCGAUGACCAGGUGCAGCAGUUCUUUGUCGACCGUUCCGGCAUGGGCCAGGGAGUCGUGCAGUACUUCAACCGGACCGAGAACAACGUCCCCGGCGGCAGGCUGGAGCUCAAGGGCUGGGCCGUGGACGAGAACGACAACCUCAACUUCGACGGCAACAGCCUGCUGGCCUGCCCCAGCCAGACCGACUCCUCCUGGACCGUCUGGCUCGCCCUCGGCAUCGACCGGCCCGGCGGCAACGAGGGCUGCCUCGGCUUCACCGCUCGCACCCUGACCAGCCAGGAUCCCGUCCCGUGCACGUACAGCAGCCACUGAAAAGAAGACUUCUUGGUCCGGCACGGGCGGCGUCCCAUCAAGGGUUCCACACACACCACCAACUGAGCCUUCACAGUGAAGGAUUAGUGCUUGCCGGGGCCCUUUUUUACUGUAUAUCAUUACUACACUUGAUAGCUGUAGAUACAACUAAAUUUUAUUACUUCU
Messenger RNA from Thermothelomyces thermophilus ATCC 42464, 823 nucleotides. RefSeq lists its product as uncharacterized. The record is from RefSeq and is a predicted model, not a curated record. The transcript has 2 exons. Lineage: Eukaryota; Fungi; Ascomycota; Sordariomycetes; Sordariales; Chaetomiaceae. Bases 92 to 658 code for a protein of 188 amino acids.